Camponotus floridanus (Florida carpenter ant) is the source of this 563-nucleotide messenger RNA. RefSeq names its product ATP synthase-coupling factor 6, mitochondrial. Bases 151 to 459 code for a protein of 102 amino acids. NCBI's taxonomy places the organism in Eukaryota, Metazoa, Arthropoda, Insecta, Hymenoptera, Formicidae. Gene Ontology annotation, molecular function: proton transmembrane transporter activity. Gene Ontology annotation, biological process: proton motive force-driven ATP synthesis. The record is from RefSeq and is a predicted model, not a curated record. The transcript is spliced from 4 exons.
UCGCAACGUGACGCUCCCAAAAUUGCGGUACUUUGUUAAUCUAGUGACUUUACACAUCUAGGACACCUUUCGUCCUCUAGUUUCUUUCAUAGUAAGCUUGUGUGUUCGAGAAGAAAAUUCGGAGAAUUGUAGGUGCUAAAAAAAACCAUCAUGCUGAGGUCACGUCUCAUCAAUUUGCCAAAAACUGUUAAGCGUAAUAUUAGUACUAAUAUCCCAGCAUUGCAGAAAGCAACUGAUCCCAUACAACAGCUGUUUCUCGACAAACUUAGGGAGUAUAAGUCGAAAAGCACAGGUGGAAAAUUAGUUGACGCUGGUCCAGAAAUACUAAAAGAACACCAGUCCGAAAUAGAUAAACUGAAUGUGCAAUAUGGUGGUGACAAAGGAGUAGACAUGACACAAUUUCCUCAGUUUAAAUUUGUUGAUCCAGCUGUGGAUGUUGGUGGUGUUGAUAAAAAGUAAAUAUGUUAAUAUGUAUUAGAAUAUUUGUGUAUAUCGAUAGCCAAACCACUAAACAUUCAUUACAAAAUCAUUAAGUAAUUGAUUACAAAAAAAUAAAUAUACUA